Messenger RNA from Aedes albopictus (Asian tiger mosquito), 1476 nucleotides. RefSeq lists its product as uncharacterized. The transcript has a single exon. The record is from RefSeq and is a predicted model, not a curated record. NCBI's taxonomy places the organism in Eukaryota, Metazoa, Arthropoda, Insecta, Diptera, Culicidae. The coding region runs from base 1 to 1476 and encodes 491 amino acids.
AUGCCGUAUGUUGAAAUAGUAGCCGGUAUUGAAAAGGGGAUUCGAUUCAAGGAGAAUGCAGACGAGAUUCGCGGGGAGGUUGCGUCGGCAAUUACGAAUCAUAUCAAUUAUGUCCGACAACCCAGACACGGGAAGUUGGAGUGGAUUGAGAAGGAUAGAGCUGCAAGCAGGCGUUUCUUGGAGGAAAACCCGAAUCUGCUCAUAACAAAAGCAGAUAAGGGCAACAAGACCGUCAUUAUUGAAGCAGAAGAAUUUCACGCUAAAAUGAUGGAACUGCUCAACGAUGAAGACACAUACCGGAAACUACGAGCUGACCCUUCCAAUAGGAUUAUGAGGAAGAUAAAUGCGACGGUUGACGGAUGGUUGGAUCAGAAAUGCAUAGAGAAGAGCGAACACCGGAAAAUGAAAAUUUCGAGCUGUAACCCUCCCAGAAUCUAUGGCCUUCCGAAGUUGCACAAGGAGGGCAGACCGUUGAGGCCAGUAGUUUCGACGAUCGGAUCCGCUACCUACCAGAUGGCCCAAUAUCUGGCAGGAGUCCUGGAAAAUGUUGUUGGAAAAACAGAACACCACGUCAAAAACAGUUUUGAGUUUGCACAACAGAUAACAGGAAUGCAGAUCCCCGAGGAGCACAUGCUGUUUUCAUUGGAUGCGAAAUCGCUGUAUACCAAUGUCCCGGUGCCGUACGCGGUGGAGUGUAUCGAGGCAAGGUGGAGCGAGGUAGCAAGGUAUACGAAGAUUGAUAAGCGAAGUUUUUUGGAUGCAACAAGAUUAGUGUUAGACUCUACGUUUUUCAACUAUCGAGGAGUUACCUACACACAAACCUUCGGGGUACCGAUGGGAUCACCGCUGUCUCCGGUUAUAGCGAACAUCGUUAUGGAGCGUUUGGAACAGGAGAGCAUACAGAUGGUGAGUGCAGAGCAACUCGAUAUGGUGAUAUACAGGCGGUAUGUGGAUGACUGUUUUUGCGUUGCACGGAGGGAACACGUUGAUCGAAUCUUGGAGAUUUUCAAUGACUUCCAUGAUAGGCUGCAGUUCACUGUGGAGAAAGAGGAACAAGAGCAAAUCAAGUUUCUUGAUAUCAUGGUAACGAGAAAAGAAGGAAUCCUUGAGAAAACGUGGCUACCAAAACAGACGAAGGGACGGUAUCUCGAUUUCAUUUCGGGAAGUCCGUACUCCCACAAACGCAAUACUGCGAUUGCCUUGGUGGAUAGGGCUAUCAAGUUGACUGAUGCACAGCACCGCCCUUCGGCCAUCAGUACGGUGAAGGAAAUGCUGAAGUGUAACAAUUACCCUAACUGGUUCAUUCAGAAUGUCUUGAAACAGAGGGUACACAAGCACUACAACGAACUGCAGAACGACAAGGAGGUGGACGAAACGAAGUACAUUCCCACGCCAUAUGUCCCAUGCCUGAGUGAAAAGUUGCAAGGAACAGGGCAUAACAUUGGCGGUGAAAGCAAAAUCGAAAUUGAAAAAUGA